AUGGAGACUCUUAAUUAUGGCCGCUGGUCGGAGCUCCCUACGGACAUGUUGACAUAUGUGUUGGAACGUUUGAAUUUUGUGGAUUUCAAGCGUUCUAAGUUGGUGUGUACAAAUUGGUAUUUGUGCUCGAAACAAACGGUGCGGGCAAAAUACGGAUCUCCAUUGCUGAUGCUGUCUCUAGAAGAGGAUGGUUGCGUGCUGUACAAUCCAGACGAAGAUAGGGUUUACGAGACCACGAAGAGAGACUUUUCAGGGAUACGAUUCCUUGCAAACUCAGGUAACUGGUUCCUGGUCCUAGAUUCUCGAUCCAAUCUCUAUAUUAUAGAUGUGUUCAGCGAUAAGAGGAUCGAUCUUCCACCUCUAGAGUCAUUCAAGGGUGGUCGUUUUAGACUCAAGCAAGUAGGAGAUAAAGAAUUCAAAAAGGAUUUACCUAAUGGUAUUGGUACCUACUGUGUCACUGAGAGUUGCGAAAAUCUGAGAGGUGUUUUAUGGGUAGACGAGAAGAAGGAAGAGUACAUUGCUGUGUGGUGUUUUGACACAUUUUUAGCCUUUUGCAAGAACGGGCAAGAUUAUUACCGCGAGAUUCCAAGAGACUGGGAGUUAGAUUGCGUAUCUGAUAUGGUACUCAAAGGUUACAUGCUUUACGUCCUUACGACCAGCGACAACAUUCUACUCCUGGAUUUGUCUGGACAAGAUGGUUUCAAGGAUGUGUCUACGAGUGAUAAAUUACCAAUGUCUUUUAUUGAUUUUAUACUAUGGCGCAAUGGUGACGCAGCCACAUGUGAUAGCAACAACAUUGCUGUUACAACAUCAGGAGAGAUUUUGUUGGUACAUAGCAUCCUUUACAAGGCAACAGGGAAGAGGAUCUUCCGUGUCUACAAGACGCAUCCGGAUGACACCAACCCUGUUAAGGUUGAUUCUCUAGGUGACGAGGCCCUGCUUGUGGAUUUGGGUAUCACCGUCCCUGCUGAUCAUACCCUUGGUAUCGAGCCAAACUCCAUCUAUUUCACCCGUGGUGACCGUUUCCGUAACCGUGACCGUAACCCUAACCCGAUACCUUCAUCCCCGGUCGACAUCUGUGUCUAUAAUCUCACUUCAAAGACCUCUAAAUGCUUCCCGGAUCUCUCUAACUUAAAGCUCAAGGAAGCUCGAUGGUUUUUCCCGUCUUGA
Microthlaspi erraticum is the source of this 1170-nucleotide messenger RNA. Lineage: Eukaryota; Viridiplantae; Streptophyta; Magnoliopsida; Brassicales; Brassicaceae. The record is from the annotation of a GenBank genome assembly.